GGUCCGGCCGUGGGGUCGGUGGCGGCGCGCGGCGGCGGAGCGUCGCGGCUGCCGGCAGCCUCGGCUGCGCUUCGCCGCGUUUCCCCCUUAGGCGCGCGGGUCUCGGCCUCACAGCCCCUCACGAGCCGCCCGAGUAAAAGCUGGGGUAUGACCCUUUGAAUUCGCCCGUAACUAUUCAUGGUAUCUUCUGAGGCCAGGAUGGAAAAAGAGUCCAAUCAGAUGUCCAGCCAGAACUCUGGAGGGUGAUGUCCUAUUUUCAGUAGCACCAGAAAUGUUUCUGCAAGGAAGAUGUAUGCUCAUAGACCACUGUGCUGUUGAUCUUCUUCAUGUGAUCUAAAGGAUUCUUCAGGGACAUCUUGCCCAGCCAGUACUUGCGAGCAGGGUGAGCUUGACACGUGCUGCAGAACCGAGAGAGAGAUGGUGCCGACUGAAAGGAAAUCUGCUUUUUCUAAUGAAAAAUAAGACUUCUGAAGCCUCUGAAGUGGUAAUCCUGGAGCGGUGCUGGAUUGUGGAGUUCAGGACUAAAACAGAUGUGUCUAUAGUCCUCAAGUUUCAGAGUGGAGAGCCAGAUCUUUACCUGGAAGCUGCGUCUAAGCCAGAUUGCGAAUCUUGGGCUGUGGCACUUGGAGAAGCAAACUCGGAAGGUUUGCGGAAUAAAAUUCAGCAGCUCCGGAAGCUGAUCAUGGAAAUCAAAGAGGAGAGAUCAUCAGACGAAGCACAGCAGUUUGUCCCUUCCUCACAAGUAGACAGCCUAGGAGAGCCACAGUUUACAAGUAUUCAGAGAAUUGCAAAUGAGCCAAAGCUGGAGUUCAGUCUUGCAUGCAAGGAUCUAGUGGCUGCUACCCGUGAUCGGAAGCUGAAUACGUUUAUACAAGUCUCGGUUGUACAUCCGGCAGAGCACGUUCUGACGAGGUAUUCGAGCACUGAAAUCGUGGAGGCAACAAGAGACCCGCUGUUCUUGACUGGUGUGACGUUCCCACCGGAAUACCCUAUCUAUGAGGAGACUAAAAUAAAACUAACAGUCUAUGAUGUCAAAGACAAAUUUCAAGACACGGUCCGCACCAGUGUCCUACCUGAUCACAAGGAGCCAAGAGCAGAUGCUGGACGAAGCUUCCUGGGAUGUACAACUUUUAGAGUAGGGGACUUGGUGAAGUCAAAGGAGCAACAGUUGACCCUUACCUUGAGGACUUCUGAUGGUGGAAAGACAGUUGGUACUAUUGAAGUCAAUCUUGUGAAGAUGGGAGAGAUAGAGGAUGGGGAAGCAGACCAAGUCACAGCAGACACGCAAGAUCGAAAGUUCCUCUGUUUUCUGCCCUUGAAGUCCCAACCACGUGGAUUUUUAAGUGCAACCUGUACCCACAAUACUGAAAACCUGGACAGAAUGACAGACAGGCGAACCAAAGAAGAGUGUGCAUUGGUUCGUGAAUGUACAGCACCUGAAGGCAUAAGUGGUAAAGACAACUUACCUUUACUAAAUGCAGUUUUAAAAAACCCAAUCUGUAAGUUAUAUAGAUUCCCUACUUCUGACAACAAGUGGAUGCAGAUACGAGAACAGAUGGCUGAGACCACCCUCUCUUUCCAUGUUCCUAAAGAAUUGAUCAACCUGCACAUAAAGGAGGAUAUGAGAAGGAAUCAGGAACUUAAAGAGUUGGGAGAACUUGCUCCUCACUGGGACAAUAUGCGUAAAAAUGUUAUUGCUCACUGUGAUCAGAUGUUGUGCUUGUACCAGGAUACUCUUGCAGAGCUUGGAAAGCAUACAGGUUCUUCCUUCAAAUCAAGCUGUAGCAAAGGAGAAAAAACAUUAGAAUUCAUUCCAAUAAAUCUUCAUCUUCAGAGAAUGCAUGUGCAUAGUCCUCGCUUGAAAGAUGCUGUGUACGAUGUCAUCACCGUGGGAGCCCCGGCCGCACACUGUCAGGGGUUUAAGAAUGGUGGUCUCCGGAAACUACUGACUAAAUUUGAGGCAGAAAGGCGAAAUACUGGGUACCAGUGUAUUUAUUAUUCCCCUGAAAACACAGCCAAGGCAAAAGAAGUUCUCAGCAACAUCAAUCACUUACAACCUCUCAUAUCAAGCCAUGCAGACCUGCUGCUUAAUUCUGCAAGCCAGCAUUCUCCAGACAGUUUGAAGAACUCUUUAAAGAUGCUUUCAGAAAAGACAGAGUUAUUUGUGCAUGCAUUUAAGGAUCAGCUGGUGAGAAGUGCUCUUUUAGCACUAUACACAGCGCGACCUGGCUGUGUCCUCAAGAAACCAGUCAUGCCCAGAAACAGUGCGGAAGAAGGGAGUGAUUCACAGCAUCAGGAUCAUCCUUCUCAGAUUAAACGACAGGACUCUAUACCUCAUCACUCUGAGUAUGAUGAGGAAGAGUGGGAUAGGGUGUGGGCCAACGUGGGGAAGAGUUUAAACUGCGUUAUUGCCAUGGUGGACAGACUGCUUGAAAAAGACAACAGCAGCAGCAUUAAAGAAGGUGAAAAUGAACCUUCACCAGCAGAUCACAAGAUGCCACACACAGGUGGUGACUGGUAUGAACAGCUUUAUCCCCUGGUGAUUACGCUGAAGGACUGCAUGGGAGAGGUGGUGACCAGGGCGAAGCAGUCGAUGACAUUUGUUCUGCUCCAGGAACUCGCGUGCGGUUUGCCACAAUGUUUGAUGCUGACCCUAAGGAGAGAUAUCGUCUUUAGCCAAGCACUCGCUGGAUUGGUCUGUGGCUUUAUAAUCAGACUGCACACUGGUUUACAUGACCAAGGCUUUUUACAGCAGCUUCAUACUGUUGGAUUGCUUGUGCAAUACGAAGGACUUCUUAGUACGUAUAGUGAAGAAGCAGGUAUGUUGGAAGACAUGGCUGUGGGAAUUUCAGAUUUGCAGAAAGUAAUGUUUAAAAUCAUUGAAGCCAAAUCAGAAGAUUUUUUGCCUAUUAUAACUGGAAGGCGUGAACAUUAUAUUAUAGAGGUCCAGCUUCCAGCAAAGAUGUUUGAGUUGCUGCCGCAAGAGAUUAAAGAAGGAAAGCUACUUCGCAUGUAUCCCGUACUCUUUAAUGUUGGAAUCAAUGAACAGCAAACACUUGCAGAAAGGUUUGGAGAUACCACUUUGCAGGAAAACAUUAACCAGGAAAACUUCGAACUUCUGAAAGAAUAUUACAAGCUGUUUACAGAAAAAAUGCCUCCUGAUUGCCUACCACAUUUUCAAGAACAAAAUGACUUAAAGGGACUGCUAGAAAACCUUCAUCAAAAUAUCCAAUCCAAAAAGAGAAAGAAUGUAGAAAUCAUGUGGCUGGCUGCAACGAUUUGCCGCAAGCUGAACGGGAUCCGUUUCACCUGCUGUAAAAGUGCCAAAGACAGGACAUCCAUGUCAGUGACGCUCGAGCAGUGCUCCAUCUUGAGGGACGAGCACCAGCUGCACAAGGACUUCUUUAUUCGGGCGCUGGACUGCAUGAGAAGUUCAUUUGAAUGUAUCAUUCUUGGCUUUCUGAACCAUAGCCAAAUACUGCCUGUUUCACUUGCACAUAAAUCACAUUGAAAUCAGGGCGAUUAAUUCUUCAGGUAAGGUGACCUGAAUUUGACCUGUCAUGUUGCUCUUUAUUGUAAACCCUGAAAACUAAUUUUUUGUUAGCAGUAGGUAAAAUAGAGUUGUUAUAUACAGGAUUUAACAUAUAUUUUUAGGCUAUAAGAAUGUGUUUUUACAAAGCCUAAGCAUUGUAAGUAAGGUAACCCCCUAUAUUUGGACUAAUUUAGCUGCUACAGCGCUUUUGUGUCAAAUUUGUAAUGCUACAUGUAGACAAGCUAGCACCAAAGACAACCAUCAACUUAAAAAGAAAUAAUUUUAAUGCUUCUGCCAGCCUGUGUUAGUCCUGAAUUUGUCUUACAGAGAGCAAUUUGUGGUUUUUUUAAUUGUUUUCAUCCAUUUCCUUCUCCUGCCCUAUUGAAAUACAUUAAAAAAAAGGAAUUCACUUGACCUUUAUGUAACAAAUGCUUUAAUUCUGAGAGAAAAUGUAUAGAACAGAAAUAUGAGAAUUUUAUCCAAAUGAAACUGCAUUGGAAAUUUAAGGAUCAGUAGAAACAUGUAUUUGCCAAGGAUGAACAGGUUAAUGUUUGCAUGCUUGUAUAGAAGCCACGGAAAUCUUGAUAAAUGAUGAAUUAAUAUUUUUUAAAAAUCUAUUAAGAUAGUGGGUAUAAAUCUGUUACUAUACGUAUAAAAAUAUAUAUACAUAAAGAGCCUGAUCCUGCAAAUUGUAAUUGAGUGACUACAUGAAAAUGAUCUGGCAUGUGAAUAACAUUAAACCUACCUUGCAAGAUCAGGCUUUUGGCCAACUAGUAAAAACAUCAGGAAGAGAUCCUCAUUCCAGCAUUCAUUGCCUUCAGUGAAGCCUGGAAUUCGCCCAUCUGAUGUAUUUACUUGAUGAAUUGGAACAUUUUUUCAAAGUAAAAUACAUCACUUGAGUAGCGUUCUGGUGCCUUUAUUGUUUGUUCAUGUUAUAUGCCUCCAUUAGGAUGUUCUCCCAUGCAUGGUUUUUUUCCCCCCUCCCCGUUAGAACGUAUUACUUUGCAGCAGGUGUCAGAAGAGUCAGCACUGUGUUACAGAUAAGAUUAGGCAGACGGCAAUAUAAUGCCUCGAUUUUUUUUCCCUGACAUAUACUAGUAGAAGCAGGGAGGAUGGGUGGAUGUGUGCACAGAUUUGUGUUUGUAUUUGAGUGUUUAACCAUUACACAGCUGACCUGUACAAAAUCUUAUUUGCGGGUUUAUGGAGCACGAGUCUUCCUAAGUAAUGUUCUGUUCUGUUAAUCUGAUUGCUACAUAAGCCCUUGCUAUCCUUUCUGACAUGUUUAUUCUUAACGUUAAAAAUGUUACAUAUACGGUUUAGAAAUAGUGGUAAAUUCCUCGUGCAAGUCUGAAAUAAUCCCAUAGGUGUAUAAUAGAGGAUGAUAGCCUUUCCGCAGUGAUCUUAAAUGAUCUGCAAAAUUCUUUGGUGGGAUAGUGUUCCCUGGUAAGUACUGUAGUUCCCUGUAGCACUUUACCCCAAUCCCCAUGGGCAUUCUGGCAAGUUCAAAGUACGAUAUUCUAUAGCCUUCUUAUCAGGGAAACCCUCUUUCAAGAUCUUUCCUCAGCAUUUAAAUCACACUUGGGAUCUAACUUGCCAUUGAGACUAUCAUGUUACUUUUAUAUUUAGGGAGUUUUCAAUAGUGAAGCCACAUGAGUGCAAAAAAAGCGUUAAUUUUCUGUCCUUAUCCUAACAGCCCCUCCCAGCAUGUCUGUGUGAAAUAACAUCAUCUGUUACUUGUUAAAGAUGAUGAGAAAAAUAGCACAGCGGUGCACUGCAGGGAGACUUCCCUGGGCUCGGGCCAUUACAGAAGCAGAGCUUGGGUUUUGUUUCAAACAAGGCUGAACUCUUAUGCCAAGUUUUGAUGUGAACAUCUGUUUGUACGUUACUAAGACCCUUGUAAAGCCUGCUGACACCGUUGCAGGUGUCCUAGAAGAAGCUGGUUGCCUCAGUAGUGAGACAUGUGUUAGGCUCCUGCUUCCUUGCGAGGUUCCCGAGAGCGAGUGUCGCCGCCGGCUGCCGUUCGUAUCGGCAGAGGAUUGGUUACCAAAGCUGAGCAGUCAGCUAAACACUGAUGCAAAACUAGUGGGGUUUUUUCUGCUUUGACUAUCGUGAAGAAACACAAAAAAGCUUUUGCUGCAGGUUAAUGGUUAUUUUACAACUCAGCGUGUAUAUGCUGUCUGUAGAAGCCGUAUUUGAGCCCUGUGUAGUAUUUGAGUGCUUAACAGAGGGGUUAAAUUAUCCUUGAGGUCUUGCAUGUAUACUUGUAGUUCACUGUGAAUAUCAGAGGAGUCAUACUUUUAUGAGCAGGCUGCACCAUUUUCUUGCAAAGGGCUAUGGAAAACAUACUGAGUUUAGUGGCAGAUUCACAGAAAAUAUUCUGUAUCUGCUUUCUUAAAACUUUUGUAAGGUAUGAAAUAUUCUAUCCUGAGGGAAGGACAAUAUUCAAGGGUUAGAAUAUUUUAAGUAUGUAUCUGGCAUCUGAAGCCACAUCCUGCCCAUCUUACUCAGCAAAGAUAUAAAUAAGGCAAUCAGGCUCUGCCUUGAGGAAACCUAAGUGAGGGCUUCUAGCUUUGGAUAUUUGUACAGUGUGUUGUUACAUGCUUGUCUGAGGUUUUUUAUACCACAGGUUAGCAGUUAAAUGGAAAACUAGUUUAACAUGCCUAGAAAAGGGGUGAAAGGAAAGUUAAUGUAAUGUUUUCUCAGAGAUUAUUAAAGUAGUGCUAUAACUAACAUGCCUAAGCCUGGCAUUAGUAAGCAGCCAGGUCUUUUCUUCUGAAAUCUUCUUUUAGGGAGUUCUUACCAGCGUUUAUACUUCAUUUUUUCAUGGGGCAAUUAGGAAACAGAGAAAUUUUUAAUUAUAUUAUCUGAUUUUGUCUAUGUGAAACUGUAUUUUGAUGGAAUACUAGCAAUGUAUGUGCCACAAAGAAUAAAUAACAUAGAAGGAUAGCUGAGGCCAACAAAAUAACAACUAAGGAUGAGCCUAAUGAAGUCCUUUGCACUGUUAAUUUUUGCACUCUCCAGACUUUUGGCAUUAAGUAAAGCAAGGAAGUUAAAGAACAAAUUUUUGUGUCUAAAACAAUCAAUCCUGAUGAAAAUAGUUAUUUUAAGUGAAUUAAAAUGUAAUGAUAUCUAAAACGUCAUUAGCAAUUGUAAAAGUAGUGCAGCGUAUCAUUUUGAAGCCUAGUGUGUAACACCCCUAUUUUGAUCCUCAGAAAAGAAAUUCAUUUGUAUUUCUAGUUUUAAAAGAUGUUCCAGGAAAUCUUACAGUCGGCUGAUCAAAACAAAGGCAUGAAAUGCACUGAACAUCACUGGGUAUAAUAAACAAAUUGUGUUAAAAUCUGUGCAGCAAAAUUACUUGUGUAAGUUAACAGAUGUAACCGGUUAACGAUCUUAAACCUAUAUUGUGUCAGUUGGCUAUGUUGUAGACUUGAAACCGUUGAUAUCUCUGUAUUUAUGCUUUUUUAUUGUAAAGAGGAACUGUACAGGUGAUACUAUGAGACGUGAGUUUUCAUCUUGUUUUUCACUUGCAGCUUAAAAGCAGAUGUUUACAUUCAAAGUGCUUUAAAUUCAUUAACUGUUCUUUAAAACAGAAACUUGCCUUGUACAAUGCAUGUUUUCUAAAAAGCAUCACAAACUUCUUGGUAAAAAGAAAAGAAAAAAUUUCAAAGAUUUCAGUCUCUAGAACAGGAAUGGCUUUUCCCUUACUCAUGCAACACGUCAGCAGUGAUUGUAUCGUGUUGCUGGAGGGCUCAGCUAUACUCUGCAGCCCUCAAACAUUUUUUUACUUUCCCUUUCUCUCAAUAGCAUCUACUGAAUAAGUAAUAAAACAAACUAAGAAGAGAUUCAGCAUAUUACUGAUGAUCCGAGAAUAACAACUGUAUUUGCUCAAAUACACGUAGGACUGAAUACUUCAUUAUGAAUAAAACAGAAGGUACUUGUGAACCAAUGUAUCCAUAUUCCAAAGAGCUUAAAAACAAAGUGUGAGCGUUUGUGUGCUGACAGGGAGAAAGAAUUAUGGUAGAAGGGGUAUGAUAACAGAGCGCUCUGAAUCUCUGCGGUCUGGAGCAGUGGGAUCUGAACUGUGCUGCUGUAACUUAGACAUCUAACUUCUGGCAAUGGUGUUUUUUACUCUUUCCAUUUGGCAUGCAAAUUACUUCAAACAUUGUCAGCUCUUCUGUUUCGUUUAUGAAGAGUCUGACUUCAAAAAUUCUGAAAUCCCAGGUUAUUCUGGUACUCAUUUUUAUUUGGUGUAGCUGUUCCACUGUAAUGGGCCUGUCUCACUCUCUGGAGUGCAUGGGGCUAUUUGUAUUAGUAGCAUUAAUAGGACUUCAGCCCACAAUGUGUUUAAUUCAGAGAAAUGAAGCACAACUAAGCAAUUCAGCUUUUUUUGUACUGCAGGAUUUAGCAUUUUGUUUCAUUGCUGUCUGUAAGCCAUGCCCAUUGUACACUGUGUGUAUGUUUUUAUUUAAAUAAAUGUGAUGUUUAUUUUUUA
Rhea pennata is the source of this 8024-nucleotide messenger RNA. RefSeq names its product inositol polyphosphate-4-phosphatase type II B (gene INPP4B). NCBI's taxonomy places the organism in Eukaryota, Metazoa, Chordata, Aves, Rheiformes, Rheidae. The coding region runs from base 452 to 3511 and encodes 1019 amino acids. The record is from RefSeq and is a predicted model, not a curated record. The transcript has 29 exons. Gene Ontology annotation, molecular function: phosphatidylinositol-3,4-bisphosphate 4-phosphatase activity. Gene Ontology annotation, cellular component: cytoplasm.